Molecule: messenger RNA, 612 nt
Organism: Cotesia congregata
Lineage: Eukaryota; Metazoa; Arthropoda; Insecta; Hymenoptera; Braconidae
Source: the annotation of a GenBank genome assembly
AUGGCUCGAGAAAAAAAUUUUCCACCGCAAAUCACUUCCGGUUCGCCUGCCGGUCUAAUGAAAAUGAAGAUAAAAUUCCUUGAGGGACUGGUUGGCUCCUCGACGAGGAACAACGAGCCCGGGUCCAGCGGCAGCAGCAACAGCGGGACGAUUAACGGCGCGACAUUCGCGGUCCGCGUCGGCACCAUAGACGGGGUUAUUACGCACCACCUGAGGGCCGAAACCAGGAGGGAUUUGGUCGCCUGGGCAAGGGCCAUCGUUCAAGGGUGUCACACCGCUGCUUUGUCACUCCGUGAAUACACUGUCCGCUGUUUAUGGCAAGGUAGACCGUGCAAACUGGUCGUCAACACCGAAGAAGGUUUUAUGCUCUACGCAGCAGGUGCGAGAGGCAUCAACGGAGCCAGUCCCGGGUCCCCACCGGCCCCCCUCUGGAAACGAUCCUUCGAUAAAUUGAGAAUGUCUGCCGAUGAUGGCUCCAGAUUGCUCUGGCUCGACUUUAUUGAUGACGAAAAUGAGAUUGAGCUGGACCUCGAAAGCUGCCCCAAGCCGAUAGUCUUCGUGCUGCACAACUUUCUCUCCGCCAAGAUCCAUCGCCUCGGAUUAUCGGCAUAG